Chenopodium quinoa (quinoa) is the source of this 1051-nucleotide messenger RNA. RefSeq lists its product as uncharacterized. Bases 132 to 764 code for a protein of 210 amino acids. The transcript has 3 exons. The record is from RefSeq and is a predicted model, not a curated record. NCBI's taxonomy places the organism in Eukaryota, Viridiplantae, Streptophyta, Magnoliopsida, Caryophyllales, Amaranthaceae.
UUACUCCUCAACAACGCAAUAGCUAACCUCUUAAAUAAUCCAUAUCAAAUUGCAAAAACCCUCCAUUUGAACCCUGAAGAAGAGAAGAGAGAUAAAAACAACAGUGAAACCAGUAAAAAAACACAACAACAAUGGAGGGACCCUCCACAAACUCUAACACACACACUCACUCUCACUCUAACUCGCGCCCUGUAAGAGCUUCCCGCUACUUGUACGGCAACUCUUCUUCUUCCUCCGCUUCUCCGGCCACCUUUCGUGGGCCCGUUCGAAGGUGGGAGAAGAAAUGGGUCCACGUGUCUUCAUCUCACUCCUCCACCCCUUCUAAACCCCGCAAACUAUUCCUAUCCAACGGUCUCAAACCAUCCGAUUCUCCUCUUCUACUCUGUAAAUGGACCCCACUUUCUCGUCCUCCCUCCGCCGCCGACGACGGGAAUUCUAAUUCCGAUCAAGUUUGUCGUCGCAUGUUUCGUUAUACUCCGAUUACCGUCUUUGAGGAGAAGAAGAAGCAGCUGACUGCAAAAGGAGUUGCUGGUGAAGAUAAAUCAGGAGAAACUGACCAGUAUGCAGAAAAGGCAGUAAUAGACAGUGAAGAUAUAUAUGGGUUGCUGGAUAUCAACACUGACCUCAUGGGAGUACGUCAGGGAACAACCAGUGACAGUGAUCUAAUUUAUACAAGGAGAAGCCACUCGAAUCUUGGUUUGCACCUGGAGAACAAGAAUACCCAAUCAGGUCUGCAAAAAAGAGGAUUAUGGGCUAUUAAUUGAAGGAUUUUCGCCUGUAGAUCGUACAGAAAUAAUGGCUUCGGUGUUGUGGAUAUUGUAGAUUGAUCCCAUUCACUGGCUGACUGGCUGUGGUUAACCAGGUGGUAGUAUUUUGUUAAAGGGCUUUGUAAGUAUGACAUCCUAUGCUCUUGUCAAGGAUGGUAAACCCUGGUGCAACUCUACGUUGCUUUAAAUGUAAUGUAAUGUCAAAUUCCUUGUAGAACGAAUGUGUUGACAAGUUAAUUCUCAGUGUUCAUAUAUUGGGCAGAAUUAAAUCCUUCAGCCUUUUA